GUUGGUGGCAGUAUCUAUGGCAACAACUGUCAUGGACAAUUGACCAGACGAUAUAUAAUAAUAAUGAUAAUAUAGACAAAAUAAGUAGUUUAAAUAUCGACAGCUUAAAAAAAAUCAUGAUUCGUCCACCUAAAGACAAACAACCAUUAUGGAAAAUAAAUAAUGAUAAAGCAGAUAAGAAAGGCUUCCGAAAUACUGUAUAUUCAGUUAAUGGUAACGAAUAUACAGGGGAAUGGUUAAAUAACAAACGUCACGGUAAAGGAACUUAUAAAUGGAAGGCGACAAAAAAUAUGUAUGACGGAGAUUGGAAAGAAGAUAAAAGGAACGGUUUCGGUACAUUAAGCGUACCAAGAGAAGACGGAGGCUAUGAGAAAAUAUAUUCUGGAGGCUGGAAGAAUGAUAAAAUGCACGGUUAUGGUACCUACUUUUAUGGCACAAAGGCUUACUUUGAAGGAGAAUGGUACAUGGGCCGUAAAAGCGGUUGGGGAAGAAUGUAUUAUGAAGAUGGCUCUGUUUACGAAGGGGAAUGGUACGAUGAUAAAAGGCACGGGCAAGGAAUGUAUAGAACGUCGGAUGAGAAUCGCUACGAGGGAGAAUGGCAAGAUGAUAAGAAACACGGGCACGGAAAGUAUUAUUUCCUAGAUAAAGGACAAGUCUACGAAGGCGUUUGGUUUGAAGAUACAGCCAAGUGUGGCGAGAUGAAGGACUUUUGCAGAGAAACUGCUCCAGACCCGUCAAAGUAUCCUCUACCUCAAUGCUAUCUAGCCAACUCCCAGCAGAUUCUCAACAAUGCCGAAGAGGAUUUAUCAAUUAAGGACAUUUAAAAUCCUAAAAACCGAAAGAUAGACAAAAGGAAGAGAUGGGGGAGACACAGUUCUCGACUGCCAUAUGUAAGCCUACAUUUUACUUGUAUACAUAUUUGUUCUUCAAUUGAAAUACACCGAU
This is a messenger RNA of Dimorphilus gyrociliatus, 945 nucleotides long. The record is from the annotation of a GenBank genome assembly. NCBI's taxonomy places the organism in Eukaryota, Metazoa, Annelida, Polychaeta, Dinophilidae.